GUUAAUCACUAAUAUAUGCCUUUCUUGGCCAGGUUGAAUUUAGAAGCUCGUGUCAAAGGUUAUGUUAGAAUUUCUUGGAUGUAUUGGUUUAAGAAGAUCUUAUAUCACCAAGUUGCUCUUGUUUACUUGCUUACCAGACUUGUGACUAAUGUCUCCCAGGCCUUUCUUGCUUUCUAUGUGAUCAAUGACCUGCAGAUGAGUCAGUCUUCAAAAGCUUUGGUCCCUGCAAUCAUUUAUAUCUGCAGUUUCGUUGUAUCUGUCCUGCUACAGGAGAUUACAUGGACAAGCCAGCGAUUGAAGGGCUUUUAUACUGUAGGAGGUCUCCUUUGGGUACUUUGUGGCACAGGAAUACUCUUGCUUCCAAGAAACAUGAAUGCCCUUAUGUAUAUCUUGUCGGUAUUGAUUGGCAUAGCAAAUGCCUUGAUAAUGGUGACUGGAGUGGGCAUGCAAAGUGUCUUGGUUGGCCGAGAUCUAAAUGGCUGUGCUUUUGUGUACGGAUCAUUGAGUUUUCUGGAUAAAAUGAUAUGUGGGUUGGCUUUGUUCAUUCUCGAGUCAUAUCAGAGAUCCUCUCCGGAAUUGCACAACUGCAGUACGAGAUGCCCAUACUUCUCCCUCAAUCGGUAUGCACUAGGUCUCGUUCCAGCGGUUUGUGCACUACUUGGGGUGAUAGUCACCUGCAGUAUGGACCUCCAGACACCCACAUUGAAACCUCUGGAGGAACCUCUACUGGGUUAACACCUAAAGAGCUGUUGAUCUAAUAAUCAGUCAUAUGUUAAAGAAAGGGAUUCAAGCCUUGCUGCUGUUAGGUAUUGUUUUAUACAGAUGAAUAUUUAUGCAGAUACCAGUUAGCUCAAGAUUAUACAGAACAUUAACUCCAUUUGUACUCUCCUUAGUAUCUUUUUUCAACCAAAUUAGGAUCCCUUAACAACAAAUCAUUUGUAUAGAUUCGGAUCCAUUAUCAGUUCAAUGAUUUGCAGAAAUGUAGGCUUGAACCUAAGCUGUCAAAAAUGUACAGAGUUUGAAAGGUUUAAAUGCUGUAAAAACUCUUGAAGAUCAGUAACAUGAUUGAAUUAUGAGA
This is a messenger RNA of Nicotiana tabacum (common tobacco), 1078 nucleotides long. NCBI's taxonomy places the organism in Eukaryota, Viridiplantae, Streptophyta, Magnoliopsida, Solanales, Solanaceae. The record is from RefSeq and is a predicted model, not a curated record.